AUGGUUAUAGCCAUUGGAUUUGAAGGAAGUGCCAAUAAGCUUGGGAUCGGCAUAGUAAAAGAUGAAGAAAUACUUGCUAAUUGCCGAAGGACAUAUAUCACACCACCCGGUGAAGGUUUCAUGCCUCGGGAAACAGCAAAACAUCAUUCAGAAAAUAUCCAUGAGCUAUUACAAGAAGCUCUAGAUCAGUCUGGUAUCACUCCUCAAGAGAUAGAUGUGGUGUGUUACACUAAAGGUCCAGGAAUGGGCGCCCCUCUGAUGGUUUGCGCUAUUGUAGCUAGAACUUGUGCAAAACUUUGGAAGAAACCCAUUUAUGGAGUCAAUCACUGUGUUGGACAUAUAGAAAUGGGCAGGCUGAUUACCAAAGCUAAAAAUCCAACAGUUUUGUAUGUGAGUGGUGGUAAUACACAGAUCAUAGCUUAUUCACGCAAGAAAUACAAGAUAUUUGGGGAGACCAUUGAUAUAGCUGUUGGUAAUUGCUUGGAUAGAUUUGCUCGAGUACUGAAGUUAUCUAAUGAUCCAAGCCCUGGAUACAAUAUUGAACAAGCUGCAAAGAAGGGAAAGAAAUAUUUAAACUUGCCUUAUUGUGUUAAAGGAAUGGAUGUCAGUUUUUCUGGAAUACUUUCAUACAUGGAGGAUAAAAUUGAUGAAUUGUUAAAAGAGUAUACUCCAGAGGACCUAUGUUAUUCAUUGCAAGAAACUAUCUUCGCUAUGUUGGUGGAGAUCACGGAGAGGGCUAUGGCACAUUGUGGGUCUGAUGAGGUACUUAUAGUAGGAGGUGUUGGCUGUAACGAACGUCUCCAAGAGAUGAUGGGUGUGAUGUGUUCAGAACGCGGCGCCAAGAUCUUCGCUACAGACGAACGUUUCUGUAUCGACAAUGGCGUCAUGAUCGCAUACGCCGGGGCUUUGGCUUUCAAAGCAGGCAGCCGGAUGAGCUUCGAAGCAUCGACUAUUACACAGAGAUAUAGAACUGAUGAUGUAUGGGUUACUUGGAGGGAUGAUUAA
Arctia plantaginis is the source of this 1005-nucleotide messenger RNA. The record is from the annotation of a GenBank genome assembly. Lineage: Eukaryota; Metazoa; Arthropoda; Insecta; Lepidoptera; Erebidae.